This is a messenger RNA of Chelonoidis abingdonii (Abingdon island giant tortoise), 3398 nucleotides long. RefSeq names its product charged multivesicular body protein 4C (gene CHMP4C). Gene Ontology annotation, biological process: late endosome to vacuole transport via multivesicular body sorting pathway; vesicle budding from membrane. Gene Ontology annotation, cellular component: cytoplasmic side of plasma membrane; ESCRT III complex; multivesicular body. The record is from RefSeq and is a predicted model, not a curated record. NCBI's taxonomy places the organism in Eukaryota, Metazoa, Chordata, Testudines, Testudinidae.
UGCCCGGCAGCUUCCGCCUCCUCCCAGCGCUGCUCAGGUCGGUCAGUCGGGAAAUGCCCGGGCCGCUGGCGGCUCGCUGAGCGACCUCAGGGGCUGCAGCGCCGAGCCCGGACCGCCACUGCCCCCACCCCCACCCCCGCCACCAUGAGUAAGAUCGGCAAGUUGUUCAAGGGCGGCGGCCCCGGGCGCCCCAAGGGGCGCGCGGGCCCCACGCCCCAGGAGGCCUUAGCCCGGCUGCGGGAGACCGAGGAGAUGCUCACCAAGAAGCAGGAGUAUCUGGAGACCAGGAUCCAGAGGGAGCUGGCCGCGGCCAAGCAGCACGGCACCAGGAACAAGCGAGCUGCAUUACAAGCCCUGAAGAGAAAAAAGAGGUACGAGAAACAGUUGAGCCAAAUUGAUGGGACUCUCUCCACCAUCGAGUUCCAGCGGGAAGCAUUGGAAAAUUCCCACACCAACACAGAAGUGUUCAAGAAUAUGGGCUAUGCUGCACAAGCAAUGAAAAAAGUGCAUGAAAAUAUGGACCUAGACAAAAUUGAUUCUUUGAUGGACGAUAUCACUGAACAGCAAGCAGUUGCCCAGGAGAUCUCAGAAGCUAUUUCAAACCGAGUUGGGUUUGGUGAUGAGUUUGAUGAGGAUGAGUUGAUGGCAGAAUUGGAGGAAUUGGAGCAAGAAGAACUGAAUAAGAAAAUGACGGAUGUCAGAUUGCCAAGUGUCCCAUCCACAUUGCUGCCUUCCCGCCCUGCAUCCUCCAGGAAGAAAGUGGAAGAUGAAGAUGAUAUGAAGCAGCUGGCGGCUUGGGCUUCGUAACAUCAGACUGCAGUGUUUAGAACAACAGGUUUCUUACGAUACAGGUGUAAAGAGUUGCAAUAAUGUUUUAUAUGCUUAACAAGUCGGGCCCAAUUUGAUCACUUGUUUUACUUUGAUCUUUAAAAAAUGACUUAACUUUGAUACUAUUUUUAAAUGUUUUGUUUUUUUAAAGAGAUUUUCAGGACUUGGCCAGUCUUGUAUCAUUUUUACAAGGAAGAAUCCAGUGGAAUUUUUAUUAAAUAGAGCUUUUACUGGGUGGAGCCUUACUACAGAGUAUUUUUGUGAGACACUAAGGCCCCUAUGUACACACGUGACCAAAUUCACUGCUGGAGUGAAUGUUUGAAAUGUAGUAAAGUCACAAAGGCUUACAAGCAGUGGUCAGUUUGGCUCAGAGUAUUUGAAAGCUAGUGGAACAGCUUCCGUAAGCUGCUCCGAGCACAUGGACCUAAUGGGGCUGCAUAUGGGCACAGAGAUCACCCACCGAGAGCAUCUUGCAGUAUCAGGGUCCCAAAUUGUAAGCUCCUUGGAGGAGAAUCUUCUAUGACAGGCUUUGGGGGGGUUGGUUUUGUUUUUUUCCCUGUAAAUCACCAUAUACACCUCUAUAAUUAGUUAUAAUCAAGGUUUAAAAUCAGUUCAGGGUCAUUCAGUGAAAAUGGUUUGGCUCUCAAGUGUAACUAGGGGAAAACUAGAGUGUAGAAUUAGUUUUAAUCUAGGUCCCUGCCAGUUUAAAACUGAUUCAGUUAACUCUGUUAAAGACCAAGAGGAGAUGUGGCCUAACUACUGCUUAUAUGCCUCCCAACUUAACUUUUCUAGGAGGAGUCAUAACUUCAUAUUACAGAUUGUUAAAGGUUGUCAUAAUGGGACUUGUAAUACUGUGAUUUCAAAAUAACAUCGGUUUCCAAGCAUUCAGUUCCUGUACUGAGACUUGAAUGGAAAUUGUAUCGAAGUGUUAAUAUUUGAAAUUUCUUUUAACUUCUUUCUUUCACUUCUUUGAAUGUGAAUGAUUUAGAUGUGAUGUUCAUGUACAGUGUUGCACAACUGAUUAUUUUUAGUCUAAUGGUACAAAUGUUAUUUUGAGUGCUGAAAUACUGUGUAUGCAGAGAAAUCAGAACAAGCAAAGUAAAUGAGACCUUCUGACUUAAUAACCCACUGCUGUCCGCAGUGAAAUACUGAAACACUUACGUGGGGGAGGUGGGGGGGUCUCUAGAGUACUGGAAAUCAAAGUAAUACUGAUCUGGGUUUCUAGUUUUAAAAAUUAUAAUUGAUAAUCAGGCCAGCCAGGAAACAGUGGACAACGGGGGUUCUUUAUCCUUGUAGCAGCAGCAGAUUAACCACUUAAGAUUCUGUGCCAAGCACUUUGGCCUCACACCAGCAAAUGACUUCAGUCACCCAUUCUUCUGUACUUAAUGUUAAGCAUGUGCUUAUGUGUGUGCUCCUGGAUGAAGGCCAGAGUGCUCAACAGCUUGCUGGACUGAGCCCUGUUAAUGGAAUGGAGCGGAUUCCGAAGUUACAAAUAAGACUGGCUGGAUUCUCCUCUUACACUAGUUCUGUACUAGUGUAACUUCACUGGACUUACUUUUGGUCUAUGUAGGUAUGAAUGGAGAAUUAGGUCUGUGUGCAAAGCUAAGCAGCUAAGCCUACACUAAAGGGAAAAGUCAAUCUAAGCGAUGCAAUUUGAGUUACGUGAAUAGUGUAUUCAAAUCAACAUAGCUUAGAUCUACUUCCUGCGGGGCCCACGCUACACGAUAUCAAUGAGAGACGCUCUCACGUUGACUCCCCUUGCUCUUCCUGAUCAGGUGGAGAACAGGAGUCAACGGGAAAGCGAUUGGUGGAUAGCCGAUGCAUUGAUUGCCACAGCGUCCAUCCUCCGGUAAGUGUAGACAAGCUCUUAGAGAAAACCAGGUGCACGUGCAACUCUGUUGCAGAGCUAGGAGGCACCAGAAAGAAUCUCUUUCUGGAGCAAGAAAAAGAAAGCUGGAACUUUGUAGGUCUCUAUUUUAAAACAAUGUAUUUUAUAUUUUAAAACAUAGUCUUUUAAAUUUAUUAUGGAAACUAAUACAGUAACAAUGUAAUUCAAUUCUAUUGCAUUCUAAAAUGCAAGACAAGAUACCGAUGAGAAGCUGCUGGGACUAGGGGGUUUAUUAAAAUAACUAAUAGUCUGAGUUAAGAUCUGUUUUCUAUGCACUUGGUGAGAGUCACAUUUUCAAGGUUAAGCAAGCUUAUAUGUGUCAAUGUACCUAAGUUAUGGAUAAAUUGGGCAACAGUGAUGGACUGCUUAGGCGCAUAACUGGCCAUGUGUUUGCACAGAUCUGAUCACUGCACACACCUCUGGCAUUUCUAUACAUAAGUUAGGUAAUGCCAAUAUGUUUACAUGCUUAGUUUGGAAAGACUGGCCCAUAACAUCUGUUUUUUCUCAAGUUAAUAGUUUUCCAGUACUUAGCACUUAACCUGUUCAAAGUGCUUGACUAACACUAAUUAAAUACAAUGUACGUUUGAUUGUACCUUUUAGAAGUAACCAGAGAUAUUUGUAUUGCUAUUUAAUUUCUCUUGAAAUAAAGACAUGGUCCCUGCACUGGAAAGCUUUCUCUGUG